GUUAGCAUUUCUAUGGAAUGAUAUAUUAUCAGGAAUCUACUGGUUUCUCAGAAUAAAUAAAGAAGAUGUGAAGACACGCAAGAAUGAUAACAUAGCGGGAAACACGAUAAUGAAGAUAACAACUAGAUCUUGGAUUAAUUUGACUGUAACUUCAACGUUGCUCAAUUUAUUAUUUGUAGUGGAACAGGUAUAUUCAAACGAUGACAAGAAUGGCUGUCCAGGAUAUGUUGGCUACGAGGGGAAGCUAAAAUCAGAGGCUGGAGUCAGAUUCUCUAUAAUGAUUGACAAUUCAUUCAAAUGUAGUGGAGAGGUUGUUGCUUGGCAAUACUACAGAUGUACAGCACAGGACUCGAUCUACGUGACAACGUGGACGCCCAGUGUAGAUGAUGCUCGAGUGUUUACCCUCAAGACAAUUACUGAACUGCCACCAGCACCAUUGGGCAAAUAUACAACUGUUAAACUGGAUGCCCCUCUACAGGUAGAGAAAGACGACGUUAUUGGACUAGCCUACAAGAUGGGAACUAAAAAUGGCGGCCUCACUUGGGAACAGGAAAAGGAUGACGUUAAUGAUCGUAUACUUGACACUAACGAGUAUUAUAAAACUCACUCUAGCACCAAGGUUUUCUUGGACACUGUUACAAUUGGAGAUGAUGUUAAUGUGAAAACUCAGCUCUCCAAAAGGCCAAGUUUAAUGAACUUUAGUAUACGAGCAGUUAUGUCUUAUGGCAGGAGCUGGAGAUUAAACUGCGGGAAAGUUUACAACAAUGAAAUCAUAGGUCCAAAUAAGAAUGAAUUACAGAUGAGAAAGUUGGAAGAAUAUGGAGAUAAUUGGAUCAUGAGUUUCGGGACGCCAAAGCUUUCAGAAUACAAGACUACAAAACUCAUAAGUUGUAUUGCAAAAUGUAUUGCUAAACCAGAGUGCAUGAGUAUAAACUUCAACAAACAAUAUAUGGGUGGACAAUGUAACCUUUACCAACUUCACAAACCUAGAGCACCUAUUCACCUGUACAGGGCAACUGACAAAGGUUGGACUAUGUAUUCAUGCAUACCAAAAUAAAAUUAUCAUUACAAGCGAACCGACGAUGAUUGUAUAUUCAUGUAUACCAAAAU
Owenia fusiformis is the source of this 1110-nucleotide messenger RNA. The record is from the annotation of a GenBank genome assembly. Lineage: Eukaryota; Metazoa; Annelida; Polychaeta; Sabellida; Oweniidae.